Molecule: messenger RNA, 2835 nt
Organism: Brassica oleracea var. oleracea
Lineage: Eukaryota; Viridiplantae; Streptophyta; Magnoliopsida; Brassicales; Brassicaceae
Product: inactive leucine-rich repeat receptor-like serine/threonine-protein kinase At1g60630
Exons: 2
Coding region: 705-2690 (661 amino acids)
Biological process (GO): protein phosphorylation
Molecular function (GO): protein kinase activity; protein binding; ATP binding
Source: RefSeq, a predicted model, not a curated record
AUAUGUCCACCACAUUUCUUCUGCUCACCACCAUUGAUCUCACUAUCUCUUUUUUAUUUAUUUCUCUUCUCCUUCCAAAACUUUUUUGCUCAGCAGCAGUAACUCCUUGGCCCCAAAACCCAUCUGUCUCUGAAUCUGGCUGGGAAAGAAAGUAGUAAUAACGUCAAUUAUUAUUUCCUCUUCCCUUAUUCGUCUCUCCUUCAUAAAAAACCAUUAUUAAUCAAUGGUAUAAUGUGUGUCCAUAUAUAUAAAUAUAAAAUAUUCAUGAGAGCAUUGAAGAAGGUUGAGUGAGAGAAAAAAAAAAACAAUAAAAGAGUUUUUUACAGGCAUGGCUUCACGUGACAUCUUCAUCGACCAAGAACUUCGAGAAAAGAUACUCUCAAAGUGAGAGAGAGAGUUCUCACAUGUUCAUUAAUACUCCUCCUCAUGCUCACAACCAGACCAUUUCCCUUCCUCCGCCAUUGAUGACCCUCCCUCACACCUUCUUCUCCUUCUCUCUAGUCUCUUCCAGUUUCAUAGUAAAGCUCCAUCCUUUCUUUCCUUUUCCUUUUCCUUCGAUCGAGAUGCUUUAACAAAUGGGGCAGAUCUGAAAAGCGACUAAUAAUGGAAAGUGACGACUAAUAGGUUGUCUUUUUAUGGAAACUCGAUUCGACCAGUAUAUUUAAUUUCUGAUUCUUUCUUGAUUCCAUUCACUGUCGUUAGUCAUGGUCUCUUCUUCUCCUCCAUCCACAUUGUUCCUACUCUUUGCUUCUACACUAUUCCUCUGUUUACUUUCUCCGGCGAGAUCCAGCGACGUUGACUCUCUACUCGCGUUGAAAUCCUCAAUCGAUCCAUCAAACUCGAUUCCAUGGCGAGGAACAGAUCUCUGCAGCUGGGAAGGCGUCAAGGAAUGUCUCAACGGAAGAGUCUCGAAGCUCGUUAUCGAGUAUCUAAACCUCACCGGUUCACUCGACUCGAGGACCUUAAACCAAUUGGACCAGCUUAGGGUUCUCAGUUUCAAAUCAAACUCACUCUCCGGUUCAAUCCCUAACCUCUCCGGUUUAGUAAAUCUCAAAUCGGUUUACCUCAACGGCAACAACUUUUCCGGCUCCUUCCCGGAGUCUCUCACCUCGCUUCACCGAUUGAAAACUAUAAACCUCUCCGGGAAUAGAUUAUCCGGCAAGAUCCCGACCUCGCUCCUCCGUCUCUCGCGGCUGUACACUUUCGACGUUCAGGACAAUCUCUUCGCCGGUUCGAUUCCUCCUCUUAACCAGACGAGUCUCAGAUUCUUCAACGUCUCCAACAACAAAUUCUCCGGCCAAAUCCCGCCGACGCGAGGGUUGAAGCAGUUCGACGAGUCAUCGUUCGCCGGAAACGCCGAUCUCUGCGGCGAUCAGAUUCGGAUCCCGUGCGGAACGUCGCCUGCGCCGUCGGCGAAACCAGCGCCUAUAUCGAAGAAGAAGAACAACGCGAAACUAAUCGGAAUCAUCGCCGGAAGCGCCGCCGGUGGAGUUCUGAUCUUCAUCCUUCUCCUGACGGUUCUUAUCUUCUGCUGUUUACGGAAGAGAAAGUCUCCGGGAGAAGAUAGAAAAGGCAAAGGAAUAGCUGAAGCCGAAGGAGGAGGAGGAGGAGGAGGAGCUUCGGAGACGGAGAGGGACAUCGAGAGGAAAGACAGAGGCUUCUCAUGGGAGAGAAGCGAGGAAGGAGCGGUGGGGACUCUCGUUUUCCUCGGAGCAAGCGAUUCAGGCGAGACGACGGUGGUGAGAUACACCAUGGAGGAUCUGCUCAAAGCUUCGGCGGAGACUUUGGGGAGAGGGACGUUGGGGAGCACGUACAAGGCUGUGAUGGAGUCUGGGUUCAUAGUCACUGUGAAGAGGCUCAAGAACGCGAGGUAUCCUCGCAUGGAGGAGUUCAAGAGACACGUUGAGAUCCUUGGACAGCUCAGACACCCUAACCUCGUCUCUCUCAGAGCUUACUUCCAGGCUAAAGAAGAACGCUUGCUUGUUUAUGAUUACUUCCCCAAUGGCAGUCUCUUCACUCUUAUCCACGGAACUCGAGCUUCUGGAAAUGGGAAGCCUCUUCACUGGACUUCAUGUCUUAAAAUAGCUGAGGACUUAGCCUCAGCUCUGCUCUACAUACAUCAGAACCCUGGCCUAACUCAUGGGAACUUGAAGUCCUCCAAUGUCCUAUUAGGUCCUGAUUUCGAGUCCUGCCUCACGGACUACGGCCUCAGCACUCUCCAUGACCCCGACUCGGCCGAAGAAACGAGCGCGGUAUCUCUCUUUUACAAAGCACCAGAGUGUAGAGACCCGCGGAGAGCCUCUACGCAGCCUGCUGAUGUCUACAGCUUCGGGGUCCUUCUCCUCGAGCUUUUAACGGGUAGAACACCGUUCCAGGACCUUGUUCAAGAAUACGGGUCGGAUAUCUCUAGGUGGGUGCGUGCGGUGAGGGAAGAAGAGACUGAAUCAGGCGAGGAACCGACUUCUUCGGGGAACGAAGCAUCAGAGGAGAAGCUUCAGGCGCUUUUGAGUAUCGCAAAUGUUUGCGUGGCUAUUCAACCGGAAAACAGGCCUGUGAUGAGAGAGGUGUUGAAGAUGGUGAGGGAUGCAAGAGCCGAAGCGCCGUUCUCGUCUAACAGUAGCGAACAUUCACCUGGGAGAUGGUCUGAUACAGUUCAGAGCUUGCCAAGGGAAGAUCAAGUGAGCAUAUAGAGAACACAAUGGCUGUGCCUGCCUAGAAGAACUUUUUGUGAUUCUUGAAGUAGGGUUCAUAGUGUAAAGCUUCUUUCCUUUUGUCAUUUUGAUUCAUCGACUUGUAGGACUUGCAUGAGAUCUGUUGAUUUUAUUAAAUUUAAGA